Molecule: messenger RNA, 3696 nt
Organism: Oreochromis niloticus (Nile tilapia)
Lineage: Eukaryota; Metazoa; Chordata; Actinopteri; Cichliformes; Cichlidae
Exons: 2
Coding region: 1129-3084 (651 amino acids)
Source: RefSeq, a predicted model, not a curated record
CAUUAGAGAUUGUUAAGAGAUUUUGUUUAAUGUUUUAUUAAAUAACAUGCUUUCCCUAAAUAGGUUUGCGAAUGUACAAUGAUGUUCAUAUAUUUUAUACUACAUGUAUCUUGUCACUACACACGCACGUGAGCCUUGCUGACUUCUAAGAAAAUGACUGGCAUAAGGAGGUUGCCACAGGAAACCUCACCUUUGCUGAGUUUGCUGAGUCUGCCGUUGGGAACAGGAACCAACUGGCUUCUGUUUCCCUUAAGAUAGGCUUGACCAGUUCCUUACUGACAGUUGAACAUAUAUGUUUUAUGCUUUGUAAGGAGUGGUAUGUUAUCUCUUCCUACAUGUGUCUGUGACGCAAACAUGCUUGAGUAUAAAUAAAGCUGACUGCAAAGCCUCGGGGUGGGUAUCACCCGAUCACUCACCCGUGCGCACGUAGUUCUCUGAACAAAACUCUGACUGUUUUGUAUUCCUUCAAUGUGUUUUAUAAUGUCUUACCACUGACAUUUAAUUGGUCCUUCGAGCCGGAUUGUUGAUUGAUAUUAUUAUAUCAUCUAACUAUUCACAGACGGAGCCGCCGGAUCCUGACGUCGUGACUACCUGCACUGUAAACCACCGCUUCUAGCGAAGCAAGGAAAAGCCCAGAGUCGUAAAUUCGCCUAUUGGCCAGUGUCUUAUACAGGUCCACGACGACAGGACUCGGUGACGCCGGGAAAAAGAACACAGCGCAACAUUGAAGUCUCUUCCAGGUUGAAACCAGGGGAUUGGAUCCUGAUAAAAGUGCUCCAGAGGAAAAACUGGUCCUCCCCGAGGUGGAAGGACCCUACCAAGUCCUCCUGGCCACACCAACAGCCUGCAAAAUUGCUGAACGCCCCUCCUGGAUCCACCAAAGCCACACGAAGAAGGUCGAACUACUCCAGGAUUCAUCGACGUCAGCCUAAAGUGAGCAACAGCCUAGAUUCCAGUCCUCCCUAACCUCCGGUGUUCGCUCGGUGGGAGUAGGGUGAUCAGUGACAACACUUGGGAUCCCACUCCUCUGGCUGAGGUCUACUCACCAGGGGCCCUGGGAGUGACAAGGGGUCGAGAAGAAACUCACUCACAAAACAAAGAAGAUCUAAAGACACCAAAAGUGCUGCAAUGACACUUGUCAUCACAGUACUAUGUACACUCUUGUGGUUGGUGGCCAUCAAGAGCCAGGUGAAUGGAUUCAACCCCUGUAACGAAACGGCCGCAACACAGGUCAAAACCACAGCAGACCUGUACCUGUGUUACAACCAAACUAGCUUCUCGUCAACAGUAUGGAUUCCCCUGAACUCAUUCCAUAUCGGAGGAUACUUAGGGAGCCAGUGGCCUGGAUAUGACUGGUACCUGUCAAGUUCAGAUGCCACCAACCCAGGCUGGGACACAGUCUUCACCUAUACUGGAAACGACUGGACACCAACGCCAACACAAGGAUCUGCUAGAAAUUUGUCUAAACAGCUGAAUCUGACUAAAACAAACACACAUCUGGUCGUCAACUUCCACACAACAAGCCACCCACUACUGGAAAACCCACCUAAAUCACAGAAGAGGACCUAUGUGGUUCCACAGACGUCAUCAUCACACACUGGAACAUUGGCGGGCAGCUCUAGCUGCUACCACCUAACCUUGUUCAUAUAUAAGAGUGGAAAAGACCCCCACCAUUUCUUAUCUAUAUGUAACAACCUCACCAGGAAUGAAGAAAGCAACGCCAAUACGACCACCGUCACAAGCAGCGGCCCCGCCUUGACCAAAGGGCCACUCUCAACAUCUAUGACCACAGUAGUCAUAGCCGGACCAGAACUGGAAGCCGACGACUGGUUUAAAAUUACCACAGGCAUUUCAGGACAUUCCAAUAACUGGCUAUUGCUGGCAGAACAGGCAGCUCGAGAUGCCAACGAUGACUGUAUGGUCUGCCUAGGGCCACAACCAACACUAAGAGUAGUGCCUGCGCCGAUUGAAGAACAAUGCCUGGUAGAGGUCAUGAACUCCACUAACAUAGAAGACAUCAACUGCACGAAGUGGGAUAAGAUCUUUCCUUUAACAGGACCGGAGAAGAGAAAACCUAUAUUUGCACGAGACGUUACAGCGACCAAUCACACCUGUAUCAACAUGACCGGACCAGGUGAGCGCAUAGGCACGCUGAACGACUCAAGCUGCCUGACUCUCACAGACGUGGACCCCCUAUUCAACCCAGUGAGCAGAGCUGACAUCUGGUGGUGGUGUGGAGAUCCACAAAUCUACGAUCGACUGCCCAGGAAUAAGACCGGAAUGUGUGGCCUGAUAUCUCUCCUACUACCAGUUCAGGUUAUAAAACUUUCAGUGAUUGACAUCACCAUGAAUGCUGAACGACAAUGGUUUGCAAGCCGAAAGAAAAGAUCGGCUCCAGCCCCAGCGCAACCUGAGCCCGACCCAACGUACAUAGACGCCAUAGGAGUCCCCAGAGGAGUACCAGAUGAAUACAAACUAGUGGACCAGGUGGCUGCUGGUUUCGAGUCAUCAGUAUGCUGGUGGUGCACUAUCAACAAAAACGUGGACAGAAUAAACUAUGUUCACUAUAACGUGCAGCGAUUAGGCAAUCUGACCAUGUCCGGACUCCACGCAGUAGCUGAGCAACUGAGAGCCACAUCCCUAAUGUCGUUCCAGAAUAGGGUCGCACUGGACAUGCUCCUGAGUGAAAAGAAUGGGGUAUGUUCAAUGUUUGGAGAACAAUGCUGCACAUUCAUACCCAAUAAUACAGCGGCGGAUGGAAGCCUCACCAGAGCCCUGGAGGGUUUAAAGACCCUAAAUGAAAAAAUGAAAGAACAUUCGGGAGUCGACACGUCGAUGUGGGACAGCUGGAUGGAUAUGUUCGGGAAGUACCGUACUCUGGUGUCAUCAAUUCUAGUGUCCAUGGCUGUGUUUGCAGCAAUACUCACUCUAUGUGGAUGUUGUUGUAUUCCCUGCAUUAGAGCAUUAAUCAACAGACUCAUAGCAACUGCCAUCACACCACAUGUUACGUUUCACCAAGAGACGAUGAUGUUGCUUACACAUCAGGACCGAAACACAGACUUUGAAGAAGAAGACAAUUUUUAAUUAUUGUCAACAAAGUGAAAACAAACCUAAAUGUUGAUCAUAUCAAUUUUACUAAAUGAUACUCUGGUUGAAAACGUAUACACAAGUGACUAGAAGUUGAAGUAUGUAAAAAAUAUUUGAACAACAGCAGGGAAUGUUAAGAGAUUUUGUUUAAUGUUUUAUUAAAUAACAUGCUUUCCCUAAAUAGGUUUGCGAAUGUACAAUGAUGUUCAUAUAUUUUAUACUACAUGUAUCUUGUCACUACACACGCACGUGAGCCUUGCUGACUUCUAAGAAAAUGACUGGCAUAAGGAGGUUGCCACAGGAAACCUCACCUUUGCUGAGUUUGCUGAGUCUGCCGUUGGGAACAGGAACCAACUGGCUUCUGUUUCCCUUAAGAUAGGCUUGACCAGUUCCUUACUGACAGUUGAACAUAUAUGUUUUAUGCUUUGUAAGGAGUGGUAUGUUAUCUCUUCCUACAUGUGUCUGUGACGCAAACAUGCUUGAGUAUAAAUAAAGCUGACUGCAAAGCCUCGGGGUGGGUAUCACCCGAUCACUCACCCGUGCGCACGUAGUUCUCUGAACAAAACUCUGACUGUUUUGUAUUCCUUCAAUGUGUUUUAUAAUGUCUUA